Molecule: messenger RNA, 1672 nt
Organism: Suncus etruscus (white-toothed pygmy shrew)
Lineage: Eukaryota; Metazoa; Chordata; Mammalia; Eulipotyphla; Soricidae
Gene: AMD1
Product: adenosylmethionine decarboxylase 1
Exons: 9
Coding region: 402-1412 (336 amino acids)
Biological process (GO): spermidine biosynthetic process; spermine biosynthetic process
Cellular component (GO): cytosol
Molecular function (GO): adenosylmethionine decarboxylase activity; putrescine binding
Source: RefSeq, a predicted model, not a curated record
CGACAUUAGCUAGCGCUCGCUCUUGCUCUCUUCAACGGGGAACCCGCGGACUCCAAGAGACUGGGACUCUUAUCUCUUGCCUCUUUCCCAACAGACUCGUUUGUUUUCAACUUUUCGCUCACGAACACACUCAACGGGAAAAGGAAAAAGAAAAAUAGCCGGGGAAAAAAUUUUAUGAGUCCUUUUUUUUUUUUUACAAAAAAAAAGUUAAUAUAAAAUUAUAGCCAAAAAGAAUUAAAAAAAAAAAGGAACCUGAACUUUUUUUUAUUAGUUCACACAGCUGGAACAAUCCGCAGCGGCGGCGGCGGGAGAGAGAGAGAGAGAGAGCGAGGACAAGGAGAAAAAGAUUUAAUUUUAGUUGAUUUUCUGUGGUUGUCGGUUCGUUCGCUCGUCGCACGGUGAUGGAAGCUGCACAUUUUUUCGAAGGCACCGAGAAGCUGCUGGAGGUCUGGUUCUCCAGGCAGCCCGCCGACGCGGCCAGCGCCAGCCAAGGCUCUGGGGAUCUGCGCACCAUCCCCAGAUCCGAGUGGGACAUACUUUUGAAGGAUGUGCAAUGUUCAAUCAUAAGUGUGACAAAAACUGACAAGCAGGAAGCUUAUGUACUCAGUGAGAGUAGCAUGUUUGUCUCCAAGAGACGUUUCAUUUUGAAGACAUGUGGUACCACCCUCUUGCUGAAAGCACUGGUUCCCCUGUUGAAACUUGCUAGGGAUUACAGUGGGUUUGACUCGAUUCAAAGCUUCUUUUAUUCUCGUAAGAAUUUCAUGAAGCCUUCUCACCAAGGGUACCCACACCGGAAUUUCCAGGAAGAAAUAGAGUUUCUUAAUGCAAUUUUCCCAAAUGGAGCAGCAUAUUGUAUGGGACGUAUGAAUUCUGACUGUUGGUACUUAUAUACUUUGGAUUUCCCAGAGAGUCGGGUAAUCAGUCAGCCAGAUCAAACCCUGGAAAUUCUGAUGAGUGAGCUUGACCCAGCAGUUAUGGACCAGUUCUACAUGAAAGAUGGUGUUACUGCAAAGGAUGUCACUCGUGAGAGUGGAAUUUGUGACCUGAUACCAGGUUCUGUCAUUGAUGCCACACUAUUCAAUCCUUGUGGGUAUUCGAUGAAUGGAAUGAAAUCGGAUGGAACUUACUGGACUAUUCACAUCACUCCAGAACCAGAAUUCUCUUAUGUUAGCUUUGAAACAAACUUAAGUCAGACCUCUUAUGAUGACCUGAUUAGGAAAGUGGUGGAAGUCUUCAAGCCAGGAAAAUUUGUGACCACCCUGUUUGUAAAUCAGAGUUCUAAAUGUCGCACAGUGCUUUCUUCGCCCCAGAAGAUUGAAGGUUUUAAACGUCUUGAUUGCCAGAGUGCUAUGUUUAAUGAUUACAAUUUUGUUUUUACCAGUUUCGCUAAAAAGCAGCAACAGCAGAGUUGAUUAAGAGAAAUGAAGAAAAAACGCAAAAAGAAAACGCACAUAGAAGGUGGUGGCUGCUUUUUAGAUGUUGAUACCAGGGGCCAUGCUUUCAAUUACCACCACCUUGUAGUUGCAGAAAGCCCUAGAUGUAAAGAUAGUGUAAUCAUUUUGAAUUGUAUGCAUUAUUAUAUCAAGGAGUUAGAUAUCUUGCAUGAAUGCUCUCUCCUAUGUUUAGGUAUUCUAUGCCACUCUUGCUGUGAAAUUGAAGUGCAUGUAGAAAA